This is a messenger RNA of Punica granatum (pomegranate), 1369 nucleotides long. Lineage: Eukaryota; Viridiplantae; Streptophyta; Magnoliopsida; Myrtales; Lythraceae. The record is from RefSeq and is a predicted model, not a curated record.
CUUCAUAGCGCAGUAGAAGCUUUACUCAGCUGAGCUCGGAGCUCCUGUCAAUGGCGACUCUCAUCCCCUUCACAAGCUCCAUCCGCUGCCUCCCUCCUACUCCCGCUUUCGCAGCGACCAGCAAGCCCCUUGCCGUCCUCAGCAGCGAACGGAAAAUGAGGGUCCCUUACGAGCUCAGGAAGGGGCAGAGCCGCCUCUUCCACGAGCUUCCUUCUGGCCUGUCCAUGGAGGUCAUCGUGCAGGAGGGAGCUAAACCAGGCGAAAGAACCGGAGACCCGCCCCUGGUUUUCGUUCAUGGGAGCUACCAUGCCGCCUGGUGCUGGGCCGAGCACUGGCUGCCUUUCUUCUCGAGCAGGGGUUUCGACUGCUACGCUCUGAGCUUGCUCGGUCAGGGUGAGAGUGAUGUUCCUCCAGGUUCUGUUGCUGGUUCCCUUCAGACACAUGCCGCUGAUGUUGCUGACUUUAUCAGCAGAAACCUCGCCCUGCCCCCGGUCUUGCUCGGGCAUUCAUUCGGAGGGCUUAUCGUACAAUACUAUCUUGCAAACAUUAAGAGCGGACAGUAUUCAGAAAUGCAAGGCUCAUUCCCGGAACUUGCUGGAGCUGUCCUUGUUUGCUCUGUACCUCCCUCUGGUAAUAGUGGCUUAGUGUGGCGAUAUCUAUUUACCAAACCUAUUGCUGCUUUCAAGGUCACACGUAGCUUGGCUGCUAAAGCUUUUCAGACUUCUGUUCCUCUCUGCAAGGAAACGUUCUUUUCUCCGAUGAUGGAAGAUCAGCUGGUGCAACGUUACCAGUUGCUGAUGAAAGAGAGUUCACAUAUGCCCCUGUUUGACCUGAGGAAGCUAAAUGCAUCUCUUCCGGUUCCAUCUAUUCCAAAAUCCACGGUUCAGAUCCUUGUGAUGGGCGCCAAUAAUGAUUUUAUAGUGGAUGCAAAAGGACUCGAGGAGACAGGAAACUUCUACAGAGUCUCGCCAAUCUGUGUUGAAGGGGUUGCCCACGACUUGAUGCUGGAUUGUUCAUGGGAGAAAGGCGCUGAAGCUAUCUUGUCAUGGCUAAGGAUGGAACUUGUAUAGGACGGUUCUAAUCUGAGUGCGGUGAGCCCAGGGCAGCUUGUCUUCACCGUUCGUCGUGCUGUACUAGUCUUACCUCCUCGGUCAAGAAUUACAUGACAGAGGCAGGGCCCGAAACGAAACCUGACCUGGUCUGCAUCCGAAUCUAAUUGCUGAGAAAGAUUUUGGGUCAAAUCAAAACGGGUGAUUUAAGUUUUUAUCGACUUCCUGAUGUACUAUUGUGGACGCAAAGGGCCAAAUUAGAAGUUGCCUCCCUAUGUUUAUGAUAAUAUAACCAUUGGAUCGUGGAAAAUUUUUUGCAA